AUGUUUCUUUCUUCGCUGCUGUCUCUAGGCGUGCGGCCGUCAGCCCCUUUUCUCGCUGCCGCUUGCUGCUACGUCUUCGUCUACGCUCCCCACUUUCCACCUCAGGCUCUCGCACUGGCCGCCUACAACAUCGCCCGGAUUGUCGCACCGGCCUCAGGGCGUGCUCUCUACUCGCUCGAACAGGGUGAAGCCGCUUCGUCUCUCGAGUCAGACUCUCCCCACCAGGCGUGCCUUGUCCGGUUGCUUCUGACUCAGUCAAUCGCUCUUAAUUCUAGUCCCUCUAAAGCCGUCGGUGGCGCUCUUCCACCGCGUUUUCCUUCAUCUCCUCGUGCCUCAGUCCCUCCUUUCGCGCCUUCCUUCUCUCACGGCCCCGCGGGCCCCGUGUCUCCGCCUGCGUGUGCAUCGGCUCCAAACCCUCGAUUCGCCUCUCCCCUACAACUUCUUGUCACAGCCCUCCUGGAGGAGAUGGCCGCACAGAGCUCCAGGCUCAAGGCGGUCGACUGGUGCUGUGGACUCCAGGCUCUUCAGCUGCUGCUUCCACUGAUCUCACCGUCUAGCUCGGCCGAUGGUACGUCUUCGCCAUCUCCUGUGAAGGGAGCCUCGCGCUCUCCUGGGGGCCUUUCGUUUUCUUCGCGCAACCAUGCCGUUGCACCACACGCAGAGACUCCCUGGAACCGUUUGCCGUCAACCGAAAAACCGGGCUCUCCAUCUUCCCCUCCAGUCUCACCGCACGCUUCCUCCCAGCAAUCAGUUCGUCCUUCUUCGAUGCAGUCGCCGAACGCUUCUGCCUGCCCCGAGUUUUCCUCAGUGCAGCACGAGGUUGUCCGAACGGCUUCGGACUUGGCCGCCCGCGUGGCGCAAAUUGGCCGUCAGGCGUCUCGUCUUCUCGGCUCACUGAGCGACGGAGACCCGUCGGCACCUCUUCUUCAAGCUGUGCAGUCUCUGCUGAGAUUGCUCCCAGCCCAGGUCACCGACUUCCCUGCCUCCUCCCUUUCGAACACAGCUCUCGCCGUGUCAAGACUCCACAAAAUUCUUCUGAAUCUUUUCCCGCUGCAGUCUUCAACAGAUGCCACCGCGUCGCCGAACGCGCUCGCAGGUCCAUCGCUGCCGCACGGGGGCUGGCAGCAAAGCCACGGGAAGGGAAUCGAGGAAGAUUUUAGACCAAGUCUUGCUUCCGGACACCCUCUGCAAGAAGGCAGGAGUCCGCCUUCCGUAGCUGCGAUCUUGGCUCCCGUGUACGUCCGCCUCUGCCGGCGCAGCCGCCAGGCGAGCACAGAAAGGCCUGGCUUGGCCCCUGUCUCGUGCGUCAUUCUUCUUUCUUCUCUCGUCGACGGCUUGCGCGCUCUCCAAACCUGGCCGUGUCCUCCCUCGCUCUCCGCGGAGACUUUAGCCGUUCCGCUCUCUCUCGGUUCCUCAUCUGCGUCUUUCGCAGUUCAAGAGCUGCCUGGGGCAUCUCCGCUUGCAUCUGCCCUAGACAGCGACCUCGCAGCGGAAAUCCUCUCGGUCUUUUCUGCUGUUGUGCCGAUUCUCCUUUCUCCCGCAUCGUCACCUUCACCUCGCGCCUCUCCCUACGCUUCCCCAGAUUGCGCAGCCGCAGCAGAGAGUGCCUCGACAAGAGAAGGACUGCCUUCUGACGGCCAGCCCGGCGAUGCUCCGACGCAAAGCUUCGUUGCUCGCCGACGCCAGCUCGUCAGACUCGCCUGGGACCCGAUGCCGCGGGAUCUGGUCGACCUCGUCGGUUCGCUCUCUUUCAUGAUUGCACGGCUGCGCGAGGCGAGCCAAAACCCCACGCCCGAGCACUGCAGCUCUACCCCAGUGGCGACUUCGCUACCCCCUUCACAGGUCACCACCGCCACGGAAGAUUUGCAGCUUCUUCUCUCGGCUUGUUCGACCUACGUUAUCGAGGCUCUCUCCCGAGCUGCUUUGGCGUCCUCGUCUCGAGGUUCGCCCGACCUCGCGGCUGCCGGCUUCGCGGCGCCCCAGCCGCAGUUUCCUCUGUCGAGGCAGGCUCUGGGUCGAGCUCUGCAGAGCGCCCCGUCCAAUCGCUCGGGAUUGGCGCUGUCUCCUCGGGACGUGUCGACGCUUGCGCUUCAAUUCCGACGAUGCGAAGGCCUGACGCCUGACCUUUUCAGCGCCUUCUCGCAUUUCCUCGGCGACCGAAGCGUCCACCGGCUCCUCACCGGCACCGACUUCUGCUGUUUCCUCGAAGCUCUGGUGCGGCUGGAGCUGCCGGGGACUCCGCAAGAGGACAGCCCAACUCGGCGAACUGGGGCGGGCUCCGGAAGGCCCUCGCCACGCAGUGCGGCGCGAUUUGAAGCGGCAGAGCGCAGCGAGAAAAAAGAGUCGGCCAUCGACGCCUUCUCUUCUGGGACAAAUCACAGGAAGGCCGAAGCGGCACUGAAGCGCGAAGCUGCCCGACUGUCAGUCCACCUGCUCGACGGAGUUCUGCCUGCAACGAUUUCCCGAUUCGACUCGCGAGCACUCUCCAGUUUCGCCUUGUGGCUCGGGCACCACUUCCAGAAUCUCCAAAUUUACGACCAGUCCUCGCCGCCCAACUCAGCCGCGCGCGAGCUCUCGGACACCCGCGUGGUUUCGCCCCUGGCCGCGCAUUCCGCCCGGCCGGCGUAUUCUUCCUCUUCAUUGUCUUUCCUCGAAACGUCCUCCGUCUCACCACGUGCGAAUCACGUGGAUCCUCUGCCUGCGCUGUCCUUGCUGGCCACGCGAGGGCAGUUGGAACGCGCAGCAAACGUUUUCUUGAAGGAGGUUGCUCGUCGAUGCAUGGCGUCGACUUCGGAUCGGUUUCCCUCCGCGGACCCCUCCUCCACUUCGCCUUCGCUGUUCUCAGAGGGCCGUUCCUACACUGCAUUGCUCUGUGGGAUGUGCAAGCUUCCUCGCGCGAUUAUCGCGUCCUCGCUCUCUUUCUCUCCACCGAAACCCGACCCUCGUGAAGCCUCAGCAGGUCCCGGAGACCCAGUUCCUCAGCUCGCUCUGGGGGGGUUGUCUCCUCUAUCUCCGUCGGGUGGAGCGUCCUCAGUGCAGUCCCCCGGGGCUUGGCGCGACACCAGCCUCGCAGGAGAGGCCUUGGGCACACAUUCUGAGGACCUUUCUCCUUCAAGCUGUGGAGCGUGGUCGGAGAUCUUGCGAAUCUUGCUGGAUCCAGGUCGUGUGCAGACUUUCUUGUCUUCCGCCCGGACGACCGAUGCGGAGUUCGCCGACUUCCUCUGGGCGAUUCGCCACUUGCCGCUUCUCCCUGGCUCCACCCGACCGCCCUCGCCGUCUUCUCCGUUCCCUUCUGCCCCUCUGCCUUCCUCUCGAGCUGCUUCGCUUCCACAGCCCCCCCCCGCUGAGGACGACUCGACGGUCCUCUUGCCUGAGCUCCGCGACAACCUCUUGCGAAUCGCUCUGGAGACACUCGGAGCGGAGACUUUGGACCCGGCAUCUCGGAGUGUCUCCUGCCUCUCCCCGUCUUUCCAAACGCGUUCCGCUCUUUCUUCUCGGAUGUAUCCGCCUCCCGCGCAUCUUCCAGUCUCCCCACGCAUGGACCGGCUGAGCCGCGACUCGGAAGCGCUCUCUCGGGUCUUCUUCUACACAGUCUUGCUGGGCGCCACCACCGAAGACGUCUUGAAUCUCUUUUAUCCCACUUUGCUUUCCUGUCUCGCUUCCGGUUCGCCUUCGCGUCGACGCACCUCGCUCCCCGCCUUCGCAGCUCCAGGGGAGGCCUGCCGGCCGAGCCUGUUGCAGCCGAAAGCGCUGAAACCGGUGGCGACGAUUCUCUCUGCGCUGCGCGCGUUCCCGAGCUCCAGCCGCCGAGUGCGAGAACAGAAGGUAGCCGUCUGCGCCGGCGCCCUGUCCUGCCUAGCUGCUUCGUGCUCUUCACUGCCGCCGGUUUGUUCACCAUUUCGAUCCGCUUGGAUGCCGAGUCACGCGCUGCAUGGACACGACACAGCUGGAGCCUCUCUUGUCAGCGUGCCGGGAACCCUCGACUGCGGACAAAUGAUUGAGGCAUCGCUGGCGACAGCAGUCGAACUACGAGUGAAUGAACCUGCAGAGGCAGUCGCCGCUCUCAGCGGGGCCUUCUUACUUUGGGCUCUGCCCCAAGCAGCCACGAAGCCGCUCGCCUCCAGUGAACGCCCGGCCCAGACAGCAACUUCCCUCCCAGCUGGUUGGAUCCCGCUCUCCAUCCGCGUGGCCGUUGCGCUUCGCUCCCUUGACUUCCCCUGUGCUCCGUUUCUCGUGCAUCUUCUCCCGCACCUCGUGCAGUCUCUCUCAGCCGUCCUCGGCAGGUUUCCUCAGAGGCGACAGCAUGCAUCCGGUGAGACGUCUCGGGGUCGAUCCUUCUCACAGGGUGCCAGCGCUCCUUCGCGUCUCCACCCGACGCCCGCGCCGCAUGCCUCUUCUUCGUCGACUCCAGAUUCCGCUGUUCUGCCACCCAGUGUCUUCGCGCAAGUGUCCGAACUGCUGUUCUGCGUCGUCUGUGCCGCGGGGCCUCACGUGCGGCGUGAGCUGGCGAGGCAGGCCGCGCGAAGCGCAGAACGCAAGUUUCGCCGGCCGACGGAGACAGGCGAAUCCGCGAUUCUCGGACGGGACGCCACGCUCAUCCAAACACUCUACUUUGGCGAACCUACAGUAGGACUGCUGCAAACGCUUCUCGAGCUGCGCACAAGCCCCCACGGCGCUCAAGCAAACGACGCCCAGCGCCGGCUCGACUUCCUCUCCGUGUUCCACAUCCUGCAAGACGCUGUCUCCCUCGGUCUUCCCCUGGGAAUCGACUACGUUCGACUGCUGCAUGCUAUCAGUCUGAGCGUCUCCAUCGACGACGGCAGGCACAGUCCCACCCACCACGAGAACCCGACACUUCCUCCGUGCGCCGCGCCUGAAGCAUCUGCUGUGGACGCGGAACGCCAGGUACCGCUACAGACUGAAGCGACCGCCGGCGAGGAGGCCUGGGAUCUGAGGUUCCCCGGCUCAGGCACUGCAGAGCGGCCGGAGAGCAGUGCGCUUCACAAGGAGGUGCUGGCCGUAACGGCGCGCCUCAUCCACCGCGGCCGAUGGCCUCGCAAGGACCGCCAAGGCGAGGCGACUGGGUCCAGUGGAGACAGAGCGAGUUUUCUGGACAAAGGCGAGUGGAGCCUCGAAGACGAUAAAGUCCAGGCCGGAGAUCCGGAACAAGAGUGGCAAAUUGUAUCCGAAUCUCGACUUGGCCGGCUUUAUUACAUAGACAUUCUCGUCACUCGAAACGAGAGAGGCGAGCGGAUCUAG
This is a messenger RNA of Neospora caninum, 5259 nucleotides long. RefSeq lists its product as hypothetical. Bases 1 to 5259 code for a protein of 1752 amino acids. The record is from RefSeq and is a predicted model, not a curated record. The transcript has 7 exons. Lineage: Eukaryota; Apicomplexa; Conoidasida; Eucoccidiorida; Sarcocystidae.